AUGAACGCCACCCAAGAACGACUGCCCUGUGGCCGCUGCCAGAGACCUCACUCACCCGGCUCCGCGGCCCGGGUCCUCCCACGUCUCCCAGAGGCUGUUUGUUCCCGGCCCCGCGAGCCUCCCCGGAGCGCGGGACCUCGGCCCGGGCUCCUCUUUGUAGCCGCGGCGGGUCCCGCUCCCCACGACGCCGCUCGGGACGCAGCCGGCCGAGCUCUGGCCGAGCCGGGGCGGCGGGACGUCGGGGAGACAGACAUUCGAGAGAAGACUGAGGGAUUCAAACUGAAAACCCCGAGGAGAGAGUUUUCGGAACUUCUCUUGUGCUUGCAAACAGCGACAGCCUCAAGCUGGGAAAGCAGCGUUGGGUGGACCGGGCAGGCGAGGACCGCGCCCCACCGAUCGCAGGAGCUCGGCCCCGGAGACGGCCAGGCCCCUCAUGGGGAGUCCCCGGGGACACACCUGUGUUUUUCUCUCGUGGAUGCUCCCUCUCUCUGCCUCGACCUCACUGUCGGAUCUCAGUCCAGACCUGGGCAGCCCUGGUGUGAAGUCCAGGGCUCAGUGGACACAAAGCCUUUCCUCCAGCAUGACAGUGACAGAAGCAAGGUCAAACCUUUGGGUCUCCUGGGGGAGGAGGUAAAUGCCACCAAAGCAUAGACAGAAUUGAGCCAAAUGCUGGGAGAAGUGGGACGAGAGCUCAGGAUGGUCCUGCCUGAUGCUUCUUUGUGUGGGGACACAGAUCUGCCCACCCUGCAGGUCAAGCUGUGUUGUCAGCGCGAAGCAGAGCGAUGCACUGGUGCAUCCUUGGACUUCAGCAUCAACAGACACACAGCCCUCCUUGACGCGAUGAACGUGAACCGGACAGUCGUCAAUCCUGCCACAGGGGUCAAGGAGGAGUGGGAGAACCAGGAAGUGGCAGAGUGUUUUAGGAUGAUCUCAACGGGAGACUGCAGUCACUGGUUUAGACAAUUCCUAGUACACUGGGAGAGCAUGCUGGAACCAGAACCCACGGAACCACCAUUAAAUGCCCCAGGUAAUGACCAGUCUGCAUCCAUCCAAUUAAUUGAAUGGAUCAUCCCAUUGAUUUUCACCUGCUUCGUCCUAAUUGGCUUCGUCGUCAUGAAACUUACGAAGAAAUCAGGGACCACAGCAGCCAUUCCAUCAUCUGAUGUUUCUUCCCUGGACCAGGAGAAGGUGGAAAUGUUAGACCAACCCUUGGUGGAAAAAACUGACCCUUGAUGACAGUCUGGCUGCUGAUCUAAUAUAUUAUCUUCUACUCAGAGGUGGGUUUACCAAGAAGGUAAAGAACCCUUUGCUUUCCACGGCUGUUGAUGAGCUCUUACUGCAGGAGUUAAGCGAAAAGGAGACAUGUCCAACCACCUUGCUGUACCUUUGGGAGGAGCCUCUCCACUGUGUCUCACAGGCCUUCCCGUCAAAGGGAGGAUCAGCACCUGAAAUAAAAGAGAGCUCUGUGUGCCCAGUUGUAUUGGACCGUUACCUAACACAGUACACAAAAAUUCAUUCAGAAUGGACAAAAGGCUUAAAUAUAAGACCUAAAACUAUAAAAUCUUAGAAGAAAACAUAGGACAAAAGCUUCAUGACAUUCGAUUUGGCUAUGAUUUCUUGGACAUGACACCAAAGACGCAGGCAACAAAAGAAGAAAAUAGAUAAACUGAACUUCAUGAAAUUUAAAAAUUUUGCACAUGGAAAGACAGUAUCGAAAGAGUAAAAAGGCAACCCACUGAAAGGGAGGAAAUGUUUGUGAAUCAUAUAUCUGAUAAGGGAUUAAUAUCCAGAAUAUAUAGAAAACUCCUAAAACUCAACAACAAAAACACAAACAAGCUGAUUGAAAAAUGGGCAAAAGACUUGAACAGACAUUUCUCCAAAGAAGAUAUACCAUAGGCACAUGAAAAUUGCUCAACAUCACUAAUCAUUAGGGAAAUAGAAAUCAAAACUGCAGUGAGAUUCCCCCUCACACCCAUUAGGAUGGCUUCCAUUAAAAAAAGAGAAAAUAGCAAAGAACAUAACGAGGUUGUGGAGAAAUUGGAAACUUUGUGCAUUUUUUGAUGGGGAUGUAAAAUGAUAUAGCUGCUAUGGAAAACAAUAUGGCAGUUCUUCAAAAAAUUAAAACUAGAAUUGCCAUAUGAUCCGGCGAUUCCACUUCUGGGUAUGUACCCAAAAGAAUUGAAAGCAGGGUCUCAAAGAGAUGUCUGUACACCUAUGUUCAUAGCAGCAUUAUUCACAAUAGGUAAAAUGUGGCAGCAACCCAAGUGUCCACUGAUGGAUGAAUGAACAAGAAUAAUGUGUUAUGUAGACACAAUGGAAUAUUUUUCAGCCCUAAAAAGAAAAAGAUUCUAAAAAAAAAGAAAAGAAGAAAAUUCUGACAUGCUACAACAGGGAUGAACCUUGAGGACAUUCUGCUAAGUGAAAUAAGCCAGUCACAAAAAGACAAAUACUGUGUGAUUCCACUUAUAGGAGAUAUACUACUCAUAUAAGUGAAAAAAACAUAGGACAAAAGCUUCACGACAUUCGACUUGGCUAUGAUUUCUUGGACAUGACACCAAAGACGCAGGCAACAAAAGAAGAAAAUAGACAAAUUGAACUUCAUGAAAUUUGAGAGUAGACAAAAUCAUAAAAUAGAUUUUAUGAAAAUAGAAAGGUUGUUGCCAGGGGUUAAGGGGAGGGGGUAAUGGGAGUUAAUGUUUAACGGGUACAGAGUUACAGUUUUACAGUGAUAAGAUCUAUGGAGAAGGAUGGGGGUAAUGAUUGCACAGCAAUGUGAAUGUAUUUAAUAUCACUGAACUGUAUACUUAAAAAUAGCUAAGACGGUAAA
Molecule: messenger RNA, 2827 nt
Organism: Balaenoptera ricei (Rice's whale)
Lineage: Eukaryota; Metazoa; Chordata; Mammalia; Artiodactyla; Balaenopteridae
Product: retinoic acid early transcript 1E-like
Biological process (GO): immune response; antigen processing and presentation of endogenous peptide antigen via MHC class I via ER pathway, TAP-independent; positive regulation of T cell mediated cytotoxicity
Cellular component (GO): external side of plasma membrane
Source: RefSeq, a predicted model, not a curated record